This is a messenger RNA of Girardinichthys multiradiatus, 1168 nucleotides long. RefSeq names its product transmembrane protein 134 (gene tmem134). The coding region runs from base 273 to 896 and encodes 207 amino acids. NCBI's taxonomy places the organism in Eukaryota, Metazoa, Chordata, Actinopteri, Cyprinodontiformes, Goodeidae. The transcript is spliced from 8 exons. The record is from RefSeq and is a predicted model, not a curated record.
AAUCGAAGGCCGAGCGUUAAAAAAAAACGAGCUCCAUAACUAUUGAAGGAGCUUCUUUUACAUCCAGGGAAACGGAGCAGCGAUUCCUUUUAAAUACAACUAAACGUUUCAGAUGGGUGCGCGUUAGUUUGUAACAGUAUGUGACGCUUCCUCAAACUACUUUGAGAAAAGUUUUUUUUUAUUUUUUUUAUCUUUGUUUAUCUUUUUCUCGCAGGACAGAAAGUUUUCCAAAGACAUGAGCAUCAGAUCCCAGCAGCUCCGGGACUGAGAGCAUGGCAGCGCCGUUCACCAUCGAUGAUGCCUUCGUGUUGGAUGGAGAUGAGGAGGAGGCGGUCUCUGAUGGAGACUCGGAGGGUUGGAAGAGCAGAGACAAGGACAGAGACGGAGAGAUGACGUUUGGGCCCCUGACUUUCUCCAAACCCCAGACUCACCCUUCAGCUGCAGCCACAGGCUCGCCUGAUCACAGCAACCUUAAGUAUCAGAAUCUGGAAAAUGAAGACGCACUGGGCAGCAAUGGCAAUUCUUCCUUCAACAACUUCUUCAAAAUCAGCGACCCAGCAACUCUGUCGUACUGCAGCUCUCAGUGGUCCUUCAGCACCUUGAGUUCGGUCACGCAGCUCUCGGCACACUGCUGCGGGUGGGUGUCCCAUCCGCUAGUGAAGAAAAACAGAAGAGUCGUUCUUGCUUCAUUCCUCCUCCUCAUCAUUGGAGUUGCUCUUAUUUUCACAGGGAUCGUCAUACAGCUGAGUGCAAAUGCAGGUGUUUCAAGUGCUAUUUUCUUUGUACCUGGAUUUCUUCUUUUUAUCCCUGGAGCUUAUCAUGUGAUCUACAUCACCUGUGCAGUCCAGGGUCGAAGAGGCUUCAAGUUCUUUUACUUACCUUACUUUGAAAAAUAAAAUUUCAUUACAGAUUACAUUUCACUCCAUUUCUGUUGUUGUUGUAUUGAAAUGAAUUGUAUUUCAUCACCUGUAACAAAAUAUAUUGUCACAUUGUUGUUGUUUUUGUCAUUGUUAUGACCACUGCUACUUAAACCACUCGGUGCCUCGACUACAUUUCUACUAAAUGAACUGUUGUUCUAUGUACACACAAAAAGGAGAUUGGUCUUGCCUCUGGUUUGAGUAUUGUGUGAAUUGUCUGUGACUUGAAAAUAAAAAUGUGUAUAUUUUAA